AUCUGAGAAAUUUACAGACCGCGCGCUGGUUCAUAAAAUGCUCGUACAGGAGAUAGACACUGGCAUUUCUCGCUGACCUCUGGGGGAGGAUGACCAUCUUGAGAGGGUAUUCUUCAAGUAAGUCAGUUGGUGAUGGAAAUCGGACAGAUUGGACUCGAAGAUACUACAGUCAUGGACCUCUACAACGCCAACAUUUCGGCAACCAUGAUGACUGAAGAAGGUGAGACUGAAGGGAUGCAGACUGCUCUAACCAACCCUGUGCAAAUGGGAACUGCGCGAAUGCAGCAAAUAAACGCCGUAAUUACGAUCGGUAUUUCCCUGGCGAGCAGUGUCCUAUCCCUCAUCUUAAACACCCUGAACAUCAUGGUCGCCACAAACAAGCAUUUCAAUCUCCCCGUUAGUAACUGCGUCGGCAUCGUGUCAAUGUCUUUAGCAGAUAUGAUCAUCGGUUUAGCCACAAUAAUACGGUUUUCUUUCAGUUUCUGGCAGCGGUUCAUCUGCCGUGUACACCUGGUUAUAUCGGUUACGGGUGUCCGGGUAUCCGUCGUCUCCUUAAUCCUCAUCAUUGUCGAUCGCUACGUGGCCAUCAUCCAUCCGUUCAGGCACCAGCGUUACGCAACGAAGAAGUUCUGCGUCGUGCUCGUAGUCGUGAUGUGGAUUCUGACAGCAUUUGCCAACAUCCUCGAAAAUGCUAACGGUACCUACUUUUACGACCCCAAUCGGCGCAUAUGCGAUGUUCAGCUCUCGUUAACGCGUCUUCUCGUGUCGACGAUAUUAGUCUACUUCGUACCGUUGUCAACUAUGCUUGUCAUCUACAUUCAUCUCCUCGUUGUUGUCCGACAGUUGAUCCUCGAUAUGAACCGAAUCCAUCCGGUCAGAGACUAUUCGGUCUCCAACCGGGUUACGUUUAGCACUACUUUCUCCGACCGUACGCUCCCUGAAGCUUCGAUCCCAGGACCAAGUACGAAUGGCGAGAUGCAAGGAGGUGGCAUCGUCAAUGCCUCACAUCAGAAUGACCACACCGGGCAGUUCAAGCUUAUCCUGACCUUCUUCGCAGUCACCGCAGCCUUCACCGUAACCACGGUCCCCAACAGAAUUGUGCGUCUUAUGGCUAUCUUCAAAGGACCCCUCUCGGUAUCCCCUGGGCUAACCCUCUUUUGCAGAGUCCUUGUCAUCAGCGGAAGUUGGCUGAAUUUUUUCAUCUUUUCGGUCAUGAACCACAACUUCCGGUUAACACUAAAACACAUUUUUAGACGUAGGUGCGCUGGACAUUGCCACUGCUGAAACCUCCGGGGGGCCAGUCAAAUAUAUUGCUGUACUGACACAGGCAUGACCAAGGAAUUUCCAAAAACCCUCUAAACGAGUUUUUCUCUGUGUGCAAAAUAUCCCCCUAAACAAGUUUUUCGCGGCUUUAUUUACACAUUUUGGCCCCUAAACAAGUUGUCGCCAAAAUAUCAUCUCGAAGAAAAAGCUUUUGGGGAAAAACAUACCCUAAAUACGUUUGACCCCGCGAUUGACCAUUGACCAGUCUUUCAAAACCA
Lytechinus variegatus (green sea urchin) is the source of this 1541-nucleotide messenger RNA. Its product is annotated as histamine H2 receptor-like. Gene Ontology annotation, cellular component: membrane. Gene Ontology annotation, biological process: G protein-coupled receptor signaling pathway. The record is from RefSeq and is a predicted model, not a curated record. The coding region runs from base 133 to 1284 and encodes 383 amino acids. Gene Ontology annotation, molecular function: G protein-coupled receptor activity. NCBI's taxonomy places the organism in Eukaryota, Metazoa, Echinodermata, Echinoidea, Temnopleuroida, Toxopneustidae. The transcript is spliced from 2 exons.